ACAGGACUUGAGCAAUCUGUACUUGAUUUUGUUCUAUAUGCACUGCUUUGAGUACACUCAAUGCGAUGUAGGCAAAGUCGUCAAUUAUCUAAUAACCAACGGUCAUGGAGUCGCCUAAGCCUACAGCUCAGGACGAACCGAAAAACCAAGACCACAAAGUGUCGCCACUUGCGGAAGAGCCUAAAGAGUUUUACCAAUCUAGUCGUGUUUGGUAUGCUGCUACUGUAUUCCCGCUUGCUGCAGCAUGUUUCGGGCCUCUUGCUUCUGCGUUGAACAUCUGCGCCUUGGUGGAGGAAUGGCGAGUUAUAAUUCCCGCUGGAGAUGUUGAGAGCACUGAGAUUGCAGUUGGGGAUCCGUCUUGGUUAGUCGCAAUCAAUGCAAUAUCAUUAGCUAUCGCUAUACUCGCAAACCUUUCCCUCCUCCUUAGUUUCGCACAUCGAUUGCCAUUCCACGCCGCCCAAGCGGCUACGAUUGUGGGGUGGUACAUCUCCUCUAUAAUGCUCUUGGUUAUCAUCAUACUCACGCCUACGCACUUGCAAACUGGUACACUUUACUCGUACGGCCAACCUUUCGUCUAUGCUUGUCUUUCUGCAGUGUUGUACUUCAUAUUUGCAACACUUCUCCUCAUAACUACUUUCGGAGCUAUCAAAGGAUACUAUCACCCCGAUUUCAGCGCUACUUUAACGCUCCCGCAGCGUACAUUAAUGGCCCAGUCAACAUGCUUUGUUGCGUACUUGAUCUGUGGCGCUGCUGUUUUCGCUCAUAUUGAGGGUUGGAUCUUUGUUGAUGGAGUCUACUGGGCCACAGUCACGCUCCUCACAAUUGGGUAUGGUGACGUGGUUCCAAAGACGCACCUUGGCCGAUCUCUAAUUAUCCCAUAUGCAACAUCUGGUAUCAUCAUGAUAGGAUUAGUUGCUGGCUCGAUUGGGUCGCUGGUCAUUGAUCAAGCCCAGAAGAAAAUGGUUUCACGCUUGACAGUCAAACAGCGCGAAUUGCUUCAGGCUGACUUCGAUCAAGAAGCAAGGAAUGAUCAAAAUCAUGAAUCCGAGCACAUAAGAGAGAGGGCAGAAUUCAACUUGAUGCGACGAAUUCAAUCACGGGCUCGCUCACGGCAGCUGUGGCUUCUAACAGGAAUUGCCGCAGUUGCACUUGUUCUUCUGUGGUUUAUCGGCGCAGUCGUGUUUUGGAAGACAGAAUCAACGCCAACAUCGUUCCAAUCUGCGCCGUGGAGUUAUUUUGAUGCUGUGUACUUUGUGUUCAUCUCAACCGUUACUAUCGGCUACGGCGACUUUUAUGUGGAGAGUAAUAUUGGUCGACCGAUAUUCGUAUUCUGGGGCCUAUUAGCUGUGCCAACAAUGACUAUUCUCAUUGCCAGCAUGGGUGCUACGGUAUUGGUCAUCAUCAAGGGGAUCAUCGCACAGAUUGACCGCUUUGUGGUAUUGGAACACGAAGGCGGUGGUCGCGAAAGACACUCAUUUGCCAGAAAAGCUUUUCACAUGGGGAAAUUACAUCUCAAGCAUAGGAGAGGAUCUAAUAAAGAUGGUCACCAUGGAGGAAUGGAGAGACAUGGCGAGCACGGUUUCAGGGAUAGAAAAACGGGAAAGAUCAUGAACAUUCACGACGAGACCGGCCACAUUCCCCACCCCGACCACGACCAUGACGAAGCUGUCACCAUGCGGCAAUACCUGAUAGCAAAAGAAAUUCGAAGUCUGUUGGAAGAUGUUUCCGCAAGUCCUCCGAGAACGUACACUUUCGAGGAAUGGGCGAGGUUUUUGAAGCUGCUAGAGAUCAAGCAUAGGGAGAAAGAUACAUCAGCACCGUCUCAAAACAGCAAUGGAGGGAAUGGAGAAAUUGAUGAAAAUGGUUGGAGUUGGCUGCAGGAUGAUGGCCCGUUGUUUGGUACGCAGACGGAGACUGAAUGGCUUCUCCAGAAGCUAAGCAAGCAGCUCGAGGACUCUUUGACUCCUACGAUAUGAGCUGUGUUCCCAAUCAGCAAGCUUGGCUCAGAGCCGAACAGUUCUCAAAAGAGCAUGACUGUUAGUA
This is a messenger RNA of Mollisia scopiformis, 2043 nucleotides long. Its product is annotated as voltage-gated potassium channel. Lineage: Eukaryota; Fungi; Ascomycota; Leotiomycetes; Helotiales; Mollisiaceae. The record is from RefSeq and is a predicted model, not a curated record. Gene Ontology annotation, biological process: potassium ion transmembrane transport; stabilization of membrane potential. Gene Ontology annotation, molecular function: potassium ion leak channel activity. The transcript has 3 exons. Gene Ontology annotation, cellular component: membrane. Bases 105 to 1976 code for a protein of 623 amino acids.